UCUGUUCUCUCUGUGCUGGCGCGUGGCUGAGCGUGCGGUGUGUGCGCGCGUUCCAUCCUCUUCCGGCCCGGAUCCCUCGCCAACCGACAGCCUUUCCAGUCACCUCUCACACAUAGACUGCUGCCGCCAUGUUCGGUGCUGUUGUCCUUCGGCGAUGUGUCUCUUCAGGGCUCCGGAGCCUGCCCCGCUGUCGUCUGCAGCCCUCACCGGCAUGUACCCCAGCUGCAGUAGCUUCUCGCUGCUAUUCUCAUGCCAAACAUGAAUCAGAUGAGGAGUUCGAUGCUCGUUGGGUGACAUACUUCAACAAGCCAGAUAUUGAUGCCUGGGAGCUGAGGAAAGGCAUGAACACCCUUAUCGGGUAUGAUCUGGUGCCAGAACCAAAAAUUAUUGAUGCUGCAUUGCGUGCAUGCAGACGGUUAAACGACUUUGCAAGUGCAGUCCGCAUUCUAGAAGCCGUGAAGGACAAGGCUGGACCCCAUAAGGAAAUCUAUCCCUAUGUUAUUCAAGAGCUAAGACCAACUUUAGAUGAGCUUGGAAUCUCCACUCCAGAAGAGCUGGGCUUGGAUAAAGCAUAAGCAUUAAAGGGUUCCAUCCAAACGUUUUAUCAAUGAUGCUACUUGAUUGUACACAGCCAUCCAGAAAUGCAAAGAUGUUAACGUAUUACCUUAUUUCAGAUGAAAAUACGACAAACUGUUCUUUUAUUGAGUCCUAUUGUGUUUAAUAUUAUGUCGGACCUAAUAAAGGGACAUUGUUUAAA
Spea bombifrons (plains spadefoot toad) is the source of this 757-nucleotide messenger RNA. Its product is annotated as cytochrome c oxidase subunit 5A, mitochondrial. Gene Ontology annotation, cellular component: mitochondrial inner membrane. Gene Ontology annotation, biological process: mitochondrial electron transport, cytochrome c to oxygen. The transcript has 5 exons. The coding region runs from base 129 to 575 and encodes 148 amino acids. NCBI's taxonomy places the organism in Eukaryota, Metazoa, Chordata, Amphibia, Anura, Pelobatidae. The record is from RefSeq and is a predicted model, not a curated record.